Molecule: messenger RNA, 3709 nt
Organism: Kockovaella imperatae
Lineage: Eukaryota; Fungi; Basidiomycota; Tremellomycetes; Tremellales; Cuniculitremaceae
Exons: 4
Coding region: 60-3644 (1194 amino acids)
Source: RefSeq, a predicted model, not a curated record
CAUUCAACGACCUCACUUACAGCUACUCACCGUGCGUGCUCUGUCCACAGUGACAGUGCAUGGGACCUCGCUGGCAUAUCGAUAUGGUACCAGCCUCAGCAGGACAGCACGCGACUGCCUCUGCAGUACACCUUCACACUCAGACGACCACCACAUCACUCCAACCCCGGGACAUGUCCCCAAACUCAUCCGCAACAUGCUCUGAAGCAGAAUCCGUGAAUGGAGAUAGUACAGACGACGAAGAUGGAGUCUUUCUGGGCACUCAUCAAGACGUCGAGACUACAUUGGUUCACAAACUCUCUUUAUUGUCUCCAUCUGCAUCCCCACAUUCCUCUUCCAACCCUCCCCUUGAUCGCCGUACCAAAUCGACGCCUUCCAAGUUGAAGAAGAGAGAUUCGAGAGAGUUUUACAGACGGAAAACGAUUCUGUUGCCUCUACAAGGAAACAUCCAGGACAAGGUCUGGGAUGGUGGCUUUUACGAACGCAAGGAGACAUGCGAGCAAUCACCUCAUGUUCAGUGCCUUCCGUCUGACGACCAUGAUGGAUCUUCGUCCUCACCCUCGUCUGGCAGGACGAUAUUCUACUCCGCAUCAGCAUCGACCCCUAUUAGAGCCAUUGCCAUUAAACCCCCGGAGCUCGCGGUGGGCGAAGCGGAGGAAGGGAGCGAAGUGGACGGGGACAGCGACAAAGAGAAUGUUGGGCCAUCUUGUCUCAGUCAAGUGUAUGCGGACGACAUGGUUUCAAGCACUGAAGGGCAAAUCUAUAUCAUGGGCGGUGUGGAAGACAAAGACACGACCGACGAAGAGCUACUGGAAUAUGACGAACUCGAUACCGAGCUAGACAUGGGCGGUCUUAACCUGUCCGACUUUGCUGAUCCAGUGGACAACUCGCAGCAGACCCAUCCAGGACUGAGCACUUUCAGCACGGCGGACCAAUCAGUCACAAGUGUCGACCAGCCUGAGCCUGUGAUCGAUUCUGUGGAAUCUGGAUCUCUUGACGGAGCGGAGGGGUAUGAGGAAGAGGAGGGACACAUAGAGGCAGAUACUCUGGCGGAUCAUUUGGCGGAGGUCGUGGGCGAGUGCUUCAAUGAUCAAGGUAAUGGCGCAGAGUCCAUCGACGACCUCCGCUCCCAAGGUGAGGUAUCCCAAGGUGACAUCAUCGGAGACCCAGCCUCUCUUUCCCUCACCAACAGCAUGGGCUCCCCUUUGCCAGUAGCCAGAGCAGGUCCCGUCGUCCUCCCGCAACUCCCACAUCAUCUUCUCAGUAUCCGAGCAGGAAGCGACUCUCCAUUCCGUGACCUGCCGACCUCACCUGCGUUUGGCAAAAAUGACGCUUUCAGUCCAUCUGGGUCCGGCGACAGGACGGUGGCGGCACUCCGCUUAGCCUCUCUUCUGAGUCCCACAAAAUGUCUAGACGUCAUGCAGACGCCGUCUUCCCCAGCGGGUCUUUACCCUGCCAGCGCUGGCACUCCUUCCGCUCAGCCUAAAUUGGCGGACACACUUGGUCUCGGCGCAGCGACCAAGAGCAAAAUGCUCAAGUCUGCAAUGACCUCCUCGUCUGCUGUGGCUGCUUCCGUCGACCGACCAAUAACCAUCCCAGGCUCGGUUCAUACUGAUAAAAGAACCGCCGCUAGAGCUGUGGCCAUUCGCGAAAGAUUGGAUGCCGCCUUCAAAGAUCGACCGACCACCACCAUUUCGAUCGGGCCGCCUCAACGAGCAGUGUCUUCGUCAUCUCAGUCAGCGCCCACCCGGCUGAACGGCAACGGGAUCAAUCGACCGCCUAGUCGUACAGGUCCUUCGAUGCCAAGUUCUAGGACUAUCUCGAGCUCGUCCUUCGCAAAUCGUCCUACAGGCACGAGACCUGUGGAUCUUCCAAAGCAAGCGACAACGACGAAUGCUAUGCAAAGGGAACAGAAGAUGGAUGCCUCCGCCGCCCGCCCAAGGACUUUUAGUGCACCAGGCUUCGCUCAGCCGACGCUUGCGAGUGCCUGGGGAGGUGUGAAUGGUAUUAAGCCGAUCCAGAAAACAGCCCAAAGUACUGCCUCGAGCAACCCCACUACACUCAAACCCCUAGCGUGUGCAGCAGCAGCACCACCUCGGCAACCACUGGCACCGCGUAGUGUUCCUCAGCCGGCUGCUCUAUUGACCAAUCCCCCUCCGGUCUUUAACAAGCCUCCUAGACCUUCACAGCCAACAAUUGCACCACUUGCCGCUCCUCGUCCCGUGUCACCGGCACCCCAGAAUGUCAAUCCUUUGAAGCGGCCAUUACCCACCAAUCAGCCGACGCUCGCCAGAUCUCUGAUAGCAAGCACUGGCGUCACUCAAUCUCGACUUGGCUUACCGUCUCGCAUGAUUCGACCUGGAGGUCCUUCCACCGCACCUGUGUUUUCCCUUGGUCAUGCGGGACCAGAGCUAGGUGGCGGAUCCAGUUUGGGGUCCGUCAGGCAAGGUUACCGUUCGCCGAAUCGACCGGGUAAGAGAGGCUACGGAUCACCGGUUGUGCUGGACAGAAGGCUUGGAACACCUUCAAGGCUGGGAACGCCCAGUCGAGCCAUUCACCAUAGACCUCUCGGAGGCAGCUAUCAGGCUCAACAGCAGCAAGCUCGCUGGCAACGCGCGGUCGACGCAGACGUCUGCGUGCCUCCCACAGAGGUGGCCAGGAUAUCGCCACCUGUGGACGAGGCAGUCACAGUGACUGAACCACCGGCCCAGAUCUCUGAGCGUGUGGAGACACCUCCCGAGAAUGUGCAAGCUCAACAUCUGUCCGUAUCUCCUGCAGAGGAGCCGGUCGCAGCUGUCGCCGUUACUGCACCAUUACAGCCCGAGUCGCUACCGAAACCCGCAGACAAAGUCGAGGAUGGACCACUUCCACCGGUACGCAGCUAUGAGUCGCACGAGUCGCCGCGACCCAAACGAUCCAUGCGUCAACCAACAACGGCAGCGACCAAAACGGCUUCUCGACAACCCAGUGCCGCUACCGCCCCGCAGACUGCGCCACUGAUGUCUGAGAAGGAGCUCAAAGCAUUGACGACCCGACACACGGCGCGAAAUGAGGUUUAUAUCUGCGCCAUUGACCGUCAAAUAGUCCGUAAGACAGGAGCUCGACCGCCGUCGCCUACCUCCAAGAUUCGAACGACGGCAGAUCGAGAUGAGGCAGAAAAGAGGGCAGGCAGAGAGGAACGAGCCAAACGUCGGCUCAAGGGAUCAGAUGGAAGCUUAGCGGAUGACGAGGACAAUGAGCCUAAAACGACAAUGGUCGAGCGAGUGCUCAAGUUCAGAGGCGACGAUGAUGACUUUGUUACCCCUGCGAGACCUUUGAAAAAAGUGAAGUGGAAUCAUGGGGACAAGACACUGCGAUGGGACAAAGGGCUUCUCAUUCGAAGAGAUUUUGGGGAUGAGCCCAAGCGGACGUUGGAGCCUGCUGCGCGAUGGGUCAAUGCGACCAAGUCUGCUUUGAAAAAUAUUGCCGGGGUCAAACUGGACCAUCAUGGCAAUAUGAUCGAAGGAUCUCGACCGGCUGAAGUCAUCAAGCGGAGUCGUGUGCCUGUCACUGCUGUAUUCUACGAUGGGGAAGAUCCUCUGCCUGUACCAGCAUAUACCGCUGCUGAUCCGUCUGAGCUGGCUAAGAUGAGAAAGAAGAAGUAAAUGAACCUUAUGGAAUCAGUAGCCAUGUUUGUAUUCUUCUUCCAAGGCAAUGAGAUGCAUAAUUU